AUGUGCCUGCAACCCCAAGAGGGAGCUCCUUGCCCCUGGGUUAGGGUCGGGGCCCCAGAGGCCCAGGGUCAAGGCUAUGGCCCCAUCCAAAGGACGUGCAUCCAUGCAAGAGGCUGCAUCCGACAGGAACGGAAGAGGCUUCGCUGGGGCCUGCUCGAAUUCCUACUGUGGAAAGCAAGAGGAGGCGCCACUGGGCAGUGCGGGGCCCCGCCCACCCCUCCAGGCCUGGCACUCGCCCUCAGCAAAGAUGGCGCGGACGCGCUGGCGCUGCAGGGCUGGAUGCUGUAUCCCCGGGAGAGCCCGUCGCGGGAGUCCAAGGAGCUGGAUGGCCUCUGGAGCUUCCGCGCCGACUUGGACAACCGACGCCAGGGCUUCGACGAGCAGUGGUACCCGCGGCCGCUGCGGGAGCUGCGGGGCAGGUCAGGCCCCACCGUGGACGUGCCAGUUCCCAGCUUCAACGACAUCUGUCAGGACUGGUGGCUGCGGCAGUUUGUUGGCUGGGUGUUGUACGAACAGGAGGUGACCCUGCUGGACCAAUGGACCCAGGACCUGCGCACAAGAGUGGUGCUGAGGAUUGCCAGUGCCCACUCCUAUGCCACUGUGUGGGCGAAUGGGGUUGACACGCUAGAACAUGAGGCCAACAGCAGCAGCCUGGUCCAGGUGGGGCCCCUGUCCUCCUGCCCCCGCAUCACUAUCACCAUCAAUAAUACGCUCACCCCCUCCACCCUGCCACGAGGGACUAUCUGCUACAUGACCAACACCUCCAAGUAUCCCAAGGGUUACUUUGUCCAGAUCACAGACUUUGACUUCUUCAACUAUGUGGGACUGCAGCGGUCUGUGCUUCUGUAUAUGACACCCACCACCUACAUCGAUGACAUCACCAUCACCACUGGCAUGGAGCAUGACAGUGGGCUGGUGAAUUACCAGAUCUUCAAGUGCAGCAACCAGAUCCAGUUGAAAGUGCACCUUUUGGAGGCAGAAAACAAAGCCGUGGCCACUGGCGCCUGGACUCAGAGCCAGCUGAAGGUACCAGGUGCAGAAACACCCCCCCAUCUGUACUCGUUGGAGGUGCAGCUGACUGCACAGACGUCACUGGGGCCUGUGUCUGAUUUCUACACACUCCCUGUAGGGAUCCGCACUGUGGCUGUCACUGAGAGCCAGUUCCUCAUCAAUGGGAAACCUUUCCAUUUCCACAGCAUCAACAAACACAGGGAUGCGGACCUGCGUUUGAAGGACUUUGACUGGCUGCUGCUGGUGAAGGACUUCAACCUGCUUCACUGGCUUGGUGCCAACGCCUUCUGCACCAGCCACUACCCCUACGCGGAGGAAGUGCUGCAGAUGUGUGACCGCUAUGGGAUUGUGGUCAUUGGUGAGUGUCCCGCCGUGGGCCUGGUGCUGGCGCAGCUUUUCAACAAUGUGUCUGUGCAUCAACACAUGCAGAUGAUGGAGGAACUGGUGUGCAGGGACAAGAACCACCCCGCCGUGGUGAUGUGGUCUGUGGCCAACAAGCCUGCGUCCUACCUGGAAUCUGCCGGCUACUACUUCAGUGAAGAGUACCAGAAGAGUCUGCCAGAGCAGUACCAUCUGGGUCUGGAUCAAAAACACAGAAAGUACGUGGCUGGAGAGCUUAUCGGGAAUUCUGCUGAUUUCAUGACUAUCCAGUUGGAAGGCUCCUCUGCUCUGACCUUUGAGAAAGACAUAGAAGCAUUGGCCUUGUUUUCUCCAGCAUGGAGACACCUUAAGGGCCAUCAGGUGGUGUUUCUCAAUCUGGGCACAAUCAUCAAUGGGGGCAAGAAAAUCCCCCAUUACCUGUUGCUGCACAACUGGCAUCCUUGA
This is a messenger RNA of Symphalangus syndactylus (siamang), 1836 nucleotides long. Its product is annotated as beta-glucuronidase-like. NCBI's taxonomy places the organism in Eukaryota, Metazoa, Chordata, Mammalia, Primates, Hylobatidae. Gene Ontology annotation, biological process: carbohydrate metabolic process. The record is from RefSeq and is a predicted model, not a curated record. Gene Ontology annotation, molecular function: beta-glucuronidase activity; carbohydrate binding; signaling receptor binding.